Triplophysa rosa is the source of this 2617-nucleotide messenger RNA. It is a transcript of the gene sec61a1a, whose product is annotated as SEC61 translocon subunit alpha 1a. The coding region runs from base 130 to 1560 and encodes 476 amino acids. Gene Ontology annotation, molecular function: ribosome binding; signal sequence receptor activity; transmembrane protein transporter activity. Gene Ontology annotation, cellular component: Sec61 translocon complex; membrane. The record is from RefSeq and is a predicted model, not a curated record. Gene Ontology annotation, biological process: post-translational protein targeting to membrane, translocation; SRP-dependent cotranslational protein targeting to membrane, translocation. The transcript has 12 exons. Lineage: Eukaryota; Metazoa; Chordata; Actinopteri; Cypriniformes; Nemacheilidae.
UUGACGUGUCUCUAAAGCGCUUCUCCUCCCUCUCUCUCUCUUUCUCUCUCACGGGCGGUGGAGCUGGACUACCCGUUUACAGCUCACUGGGACAUCAGAUAGUGACCGUGAUUUUGGGGGACUGUCACCAUGGCUAUUAAGUUUUUGGAGGUUAUAAAACCGUUUUGUGCGGUUUUGCCGGAAAUUCAAAAACCUGAAAGAAAGAUCCAGUUUAGGGAAAAGGUACUAUGGACGGCAAUCACGUUGUUCAUCUUUCUUGUUUGCUGUCAGAUCCCUCUUUUCGGAAUCAUGUCAUCAGACUCGGCAGAUCCAUUUUAUUGGAUGAGAGUCAUCCUGGCUUCCAACAGAGGUACUCUGAUGGAGUUGGGUAUCUCUCCCAUUGUGACCUCUGGUCUCAUCAUGCAGCUGCUGGCUGGAGCUAAAAUCAUCGAGGUUGGCGACACACCUAAAGACAGAGCACUCUUUAAUGGAGCUCAAAAGUUGUUUGGAAUGAUCAUCACCAUUGGUCAGGCUAUUGUGUAUGUCAUGACUGGAAUGUAUGGAGACCCUUCAGAGAUGGGUGCUGGCAUCUGUCUGCUUAUCAUCAUUCAGUUGUUUGUGGCUGGUCUGAUUGUGUUGCUGCUGGAUGAGUUGCUUCAGAAGGGUUAUGGGUUGGGCUCUGGUAUAUCUCUCUUCAUUGCCACCAACAUUUGUGAGACCAUCGUAUGGAAGGCGUUCAGCCCAACAACAGUCAACACAGGAAGAGGUACUGAGUUUGAGGGAGCCAUUAUUGCUCUCUUCCACCUGCUGGCCACUCGUACAGAUAAAGUGCGAGCCCUGAGAGAGGCCUUCUACAGACAGAACCUGCCCAACCUCAUGAACCUCAUUUCUACUGUCUUCGUCUUUGCUGUCGUCAUAUAUUUCCAGGGCUUCAGGGUUGACCUGCCCAUCAAGUCUGCACGCUACCGUGGACAGUAUAACACAUACCCCAUUAAGCUGUUCUACACCUCCAAUAUUCCCAUCAUCCUGCAGUCCGCAUUGGUUUCCAACCUUUAUGUCAUCUCCCAAAUGCUCUCCACCCGCUUCAGUGGGAACUUUCUGGUCAACCUGCUGGGGACUUGGUCUGACACCUCAUCUGGUGGCCCGGCACGUGCCUACCCUGUAGGUGGUCUGUGUUACUUUCUUUCUCCUCCAGAGUCUUUUGGUUCUGUGCUUGACGACCCAGUCCAUGCAGUUAUCUACAUUGGCUUCAUGCUGGGAUCCUGUGCCUUUUUUUCCAAGACCUGGAUUGAAGUUUCUGGAUCAUCUGCCAAAGAUGUGGCAAAGCAGCUGAAAGAACAACAGAUGGUGAUGAGGGGUCACAGAGAGACCUCGAUGGUUCAUGAACUCAACAGGUAUAUCCCCACAGCGGCUGCAUUCGGUGGCCUGUGUAUUGGAGGCCUUUCAGUCAUGGCUGAUUUCCUGGGUGCCAUCGGCUCUGGAACAGGAAUCCUAUUGGCUGUUACCAUCAUCUACCAGUACUUUGAGAUAUUUGUAAAGGAACAGAGUGAAGUUGGCAGCAUGGGAGCGCUACUCUUCUAAUCAUGGACAUUCACAAAUCACACACGUACUUGCUGACACACCUUAAAAAACACUUUUAUUAUUUUUAUGAUUGUCGUUGACUUAUUUUUAUUUAGGUGCAAUUUAGGCAUUCAGAAUGGUCUGUCACCAGUCUUGGGAGAACAGGGUUCUUUGUAGCUGGUUUCAGUUGGGUAUGUUCUCCCAAUUGUCAGAAGUGGCAAACGUUUCUAAAAGUCAGUGACAAAGCUGAACUUCAGUAAUGGGACAGUAAAGAUAGACUCUGUGAGCUCUGACUAGGAAUUUUCUGGAACUCUGUUCAGCUUGGUCUGUCCUUUUUCUGUCUCUUUGUCACUGAAGCGCCUCUUUUAUUACUUUUUCCUGUCUCUUUCUAGUUGAGCCUGGUUAGAGGAUUUUUCGGAAAGUAUUGCUAAUGUUGGGUAAUUGAGUACUCAACACUGUCAAUUAAAUCUCGACACACUCAAAACUGUCUCUACUGUAAAGUCUCAGUUUGUCAGUCAUGUCAGACAGUAUGUAAAUCUGACAUUUUUCAUCCAUGAUGUCUGAUGGUAGUGUAAGGCUUUUUUAAACUCCUUAUACUGUAUUUAAUCAUAAAAGUUGUUGUGUUUUAGUUAUCUCUGAAGAUCUGAGAACCAAAGGAGUUUGGUUUACGUCAACAGAAUAGCCUCUAAACAAGGUGAAUUACAACAGAUGAAAUGCAAUGCUCAGUGUGGCGUCAGUCUUUUGGUGUGUUUAAUUUUGAUGUGUAUGCAUUUAAACACGGAAUCCUUUUGUACAAAACACAUCUUACAGCAUAGGCAGCAAGACAUUUCUGUAUGUGAAACUGCUUGCUCUUUAGUGAAAGACAGUAAUAUAUGAAUUGGUUACACCAACAGCCCACUUGGUUUACUCAAAUUUCAGCUCUUUACUAUGUCAAUGGGUAUCUGUAUAUAUGACAUUAAAUGCAGUGCGCAACCAUGUAAAAUAUUUUUUUUUUUGAUUAUGUAAAAAGAAAUGUUCCGAACAAAUAUAUUCAGCUGAGACCGAUCAUUCUCAAUAAAAGCUCAUUUUUGGGAGAAGA